Molecule: messenger RNA, 6351 nt
Organism: Micropterus salmoides (largemouth bass)
Lineage: Eukaryota; Metazoa; Chordata; Actinopteri; Centrarchiformes; Centrarchidae
Product: rab GTPase-activating protein 1
Source: RefSeq, a predicted model, not a curated record
GCUUAACCUUUUGCACCCUCUAUUUUCUCUUUAUGCUCCCUUUGUCUGGCUUUUAUAAAGCUGCCUCACAGUUUCCUUAAGGUGUUUAAAAGACCUCUAAAAGUGAAUAAUGAAUGGCCUCACCAUUUUUUAGGGGUGAUUUUGCUCAUCAUCUCCCACCACUUCCUCCUCCCGUCUUCCAUUCAUGAGCAGCGUGGCUGAGUUUAACAGCGGCAGCCAUGGAUGACAAGGGCUCGGUGGGGAAGAUUAGCGUGUCUUCGGACUCAGUGUCCACUCUCAACAGUGAGGACUUUGUCCUUGUGUCCCGGCUAGGGGACGAGACACCCUCCUCCACUAACAAUGGUAGUGAUGAUGAAAAGACAGGAUUGAAGGUGAUUUCUGAGGAAGGGGUCAGCUUUAAGAUUGUGGGGAAUGGAAGUGAGCAGCAGCUCCAGAGGGAGUUAGAGGAUGUCCUCAUGGACCCAUCGGUAGCUGACACUGGGCUCGGAUCAGAAACAGGAAUGGACAGCCUUGGUGCGGGCGACCAUGGCCUUCUUCCCACUACAGCUUCACCUGUACCACUAGGCUCUGACCCUCUGAGCGCACCACCACCCAAGUUGGAGAUGGUGCUUCCUGUUCAGAUGGCUCAGGAGAGCGAGCUGAAUGAGAGGUCGUACCGAGCAGAUGAAUCAUCAUCAGAGGGCAGUCCUUGCAGUCCCAUCCCAGAUGAGGACAGCGUUGUGUUCAGCCAGCUGACGUAUCUGGGGUGUGCCUCAGUCAACGCCCCCCGCAGUGAGGUGGAGGCUCUCCGUAUGAUGAGUAUCCUCAGAGGGCAGUGCCAAGUUCCCCUGGAUGUCACACUGUCUGUGCCAGGCGUGUCAGAAGGCACUGUCAGGUUGCUGGACCCCCACGGCAGUACGGAGAUUGCCAACUACCCAAUCUACAAGAUUCUGUUCUGUGUGCGAGGCCAUGAUGGAACACCUGAGAGUGACUGCUUUGCUUUCACUGAGAGCCACUACAAUGCUGAGAUCUUCAGGAUCCACGUGUUCCGCUGCCAAAUCCAAGAAGCGGUGAGUAGGAUACUGUACAGCUUUGCCACAGCGUUUCGGCGGUCAGCUAAGAAGGCAGUUCUAUCGUCUCAGCAGCCCGCUCCACUCACCCCUGACAGUGACUUGUUUACCUUCACCGUCAGCCUGGAAAUCAAGGAGGAUGAUGGCAAGGGUACUUACAGUGCUGUAGCAAAAGACAAGGACAAGCAGAGCUUCAAGCUGCGUGCAGGAAUGGACAAGAAAAUUGUAAUUUAUGUCCAGCAGACCUCCAACAAGGAACUGGCUAUUGAGAGGUGUUUCGGUCUCUUGCUCAGCCCAGGGAAAAAUGUCAAGAACAGCGACAUGCACCUGCUAGACCUGGAGUCAAUGGGAAAGAGCUCCGACGGGAAGUCAUACAUCAUCACAGGAAGUUGGAACCCCAACACGCCUCAGUUCCAGGCUGUAAAUGAGGAAACGCCCAAAGAUAAAUUCAUGUACAUGACGACGGUGGACCUGGUGAUUACAGAGGUUGAGGAGCCGGUCCGUUUUCUGCUGGAGACGAGGGUCAGAGUGUGCUCCCCAAAUGACAGGCUGUUCUGGCCCUUCAGCAAGCGUAACUACACUGAGACCUUCUACCUUAAACUACGACAGAUGGAGCGUAAGGAGCGUAAGAGUCCUGCCUCUGACACACUGUAUGAGGUGGUGAGUUUGGAAAGUGAGACUGAGAGAGAGAAACGGAAGACCACAGCUAGUCCCGGCAUCCUGCCCACCGGGCCGGGUACCAUGGUUCCUUCUCCACCUGAGGAUGAUGAAGAGGAAGAUAACGAUGAGCCGUUACUCAGCGGGUCAGGUGACGUUUCCAAGGAGUGUGCAGAGAAGAUUCUGGAGACCUGGGGAGACUUGUUAUCUAAGUGGCAUAUGAAUUUAUCAGUGCGUCCCAGACAGCUGCCAGCUUUGGUGCGGAGUGGCAUUCCUGAGGCUCUCCGUGGGGAGGUGUGGCAGCUCCUGGCAGGCUGCCAUAACAAUGACCACCAGGUAGAAGAGUACCGCACGCUUAUGACAAAGGAGUCCCCUCAGGACAGUGCCAUCACCAGGGACAUUAACAGGACAUUCCCAGCUCAUGACUACUUCAAAGACACUGGAGGAGAUGGGCAAGACUCCCUCUACAAGAUCUGCAAGGCUUAUUCUGUUUACGAUGAGGAGAUUGGCUACUGCCAGGGGCAGUCCUUCUUGGCUGCUGUGCUGCUGCUGCACAUGCCGGAGGAGCAAGCUUUCAGUGUGCUGGUCAAGAUCAUGUUUGAUUACGGGCUCAGGGACCUUUUCAAGCAGAACUUUGAAGAUCUGCAUUGCAAGUUCUUCCAACUCGAAAGACUUAUGCAGGAAUAUAUACCAGAUCUGUACAACCAUUUCCUGAAUGUGGGUCUGGAAGCUCAUAUGUACGCCUCUCAGUGGUUCCUCACCCUCUUCACAGCCAAGUUCCCUCUUUACAUGGUCUUCCAUAUCAUUGACCUGCUACUGUGUGAGGGCAUCAGUGUGAUCUUCAAUGUAGCCUUGGCACUUCUGAAGACAUCAAAGGACGAUCUGAUCCAAACAGACUUCGAGGGGGCGCUUAAAUUCUUUCGUGUCCCAGUUCCGAAGAGGUACCGUUCGGAGGAAAAUGCAAAGAAACUCAUGGAGCUGGCCUGUAGCAUGAAGAUAAGCCAGAAAAAGCUGAAGAAAUUUGAGAAGGAGUACCACACCAUACGGGAGCAGCAGGAGCAACAGGAGGCCCCCAUUGAGAGAUAUGAGCGGGAGAACCGUCGUUUGCAAGAGGCUAACAUGCGUUUGGAGCAGGAGAAUGACGACCUGGCACAUGAACUUGUCAGCAGCAAGAUAGCCCUGCGCAAAGACCUUGACAACGCUGAGGAGAAGGCAGACGCCCUGAAUAAAGAGUUGCUGCUGACUAAACAGAAACUGGUGGACUCUGAGGAUGAGAAGAGACGACUGGAGGAAGAGUCUGCACAGCUGAAGGAGAUGUGCAGACGAGAGCUCGAUAAGUCUGAAUCAGAGAUUAAGAAGAACGGCUCCAUUAUUGGAGAAUAUAAGCAGAUCUGCUCCCAGCUGAGUGAACGACUGGAGAAACAACAGACAGCCAACCGAGGAGAACUGGAGAAAAUCCGGUCCAAAGUGGAAGGCUGUGAGAAGUGCAGUAGUCUUUUCAACAAAGAGGGUCGUGUGCGGGCUGUGACCACAGCGCCUGCUGGGGGGUCUGAGGAGACCGAUGAGGAGAAGGAGGGUUUGAAGAACCAGCUGAGAGAGAUGGAGCUGGAACUAGCCCAGACCAAACUGCAGCUGGUGGAGGCGGAGUGCAAAAUCCAGGACCUGGAGCACCACCUGGGUCUGGCCCUCAACGAGGUACAGGCUGCCAAGAAGACCUGGUUCAACCGAACGCUCAGUUCCAUCAAGACCGUUACUGGGACCCAGGGCAAGGAGACCACUUAACCUGAUAACCCCAUCACCCAGUUUUACCCAGACCAUGUCUGGAGUGCAGUGCAACUCACCACGCUGAAACCUCUGGACGCCUAACUUAACCCACCAGGCCAUAAUUUUAACACGAACAUUGACUGUUAAAUCCCAGGAUGACCAUUACUACCUACUGUGUUACUUCUUGUUCUUAUUAUCAAAAAUGUCCUCGUAUUUCCCCCUUCCCUCCUCCCUGAUCCAAUCGCCACCAUCCACUUCUCCCCCAGUCCAACCCAAAUGACUACAGCCAACUGUGCUGAUGAGAAGGGGUUGAAAACCACAAGAUGAAGUACAACAGUACCACUUUCCCCAGAGAAACAAUGUGCUUCCACUGGUCACAGAAAGAAAAGCCUAUAAAAAGAGAAAUGCUUCAUUUAUUUCUGUCUUUGUACUGCUGAUAUUAAAGACCCGCAGAAGGAAGGUAGGACAUCUGAACAUUAACUGUCCGGACGGGAUAGAGAAGAAAACACUCCGUCCUUCCUCACUGUUCUGCGUGCUCCCCUCUAAACUACUGGCACAAACCAACCAGUCCCUGUAAAAUGUUUGUUUUAGGUACGAGAGCUAAUAGACGCCUUUUCAAAACUGAGCUUUUUCUAAUUUACGUUGAACAAUAUCUUUCUUUUUCUAUGUAUGUACAUGAAUGUGCUUAUGUAAAGAGGAUAUGUGUGUGUGUGAGAGAGAGAGAGUGUGCAUGUUUUUUUUGUUUUGCAUUGAAUGUGAGGUGUGUGUGAAAAAUAAGUUUUUGAAUGCAUAAUUGACUGAAAAUGUUAUAUCCAUGUAUAAAAGAAAGAAGGAGACAGUGUGUGGAAGUCCAUGGGAAAGAAAAAGCACUAAGGUUAUGAGUGUGUGCAUGUAAGGAAAUAGUUCCUGAUUGUCUAGUUUCCUUUAAUGUGUACAACAAAUGUGUAUGAGUGAUGCUAAAGAAAAGUUUUGCUGACAAAGCCUUUUAUCUGAAGGUCGAUAAAGAUGAAACUAAUGGAUAUGAAUAUAUAAUUUACAGUAAGAACAGAAGCAUAAUAGCUGUUGUGAUGGCUGUGACCAACAGCAGCAUUACUCCUAUCAAGUUGCAGACAUUAAACAUGCUUGAGGUUUGUUUGGUUUGGAUGUCCCAGCACAAAGAAACAAAGAAAGCUCCAAACCAUGCAAACCUCUGCAUGUAUUAUACAGUAUGUUUAUGUAUGUUAGAACACUGUUUAACCCAGAGUGUUGCAAUGCUUGUUACAAAGUCAAAAUGGAAAACACACACAGAACAUUCACCUUCUUCCUUCCCUGGCGCUAGAUGUGAUCUUUGACCUUUGACCUUGACUGCCAGGGUCAUGUUUCAUACUAAGUUGAGCAGGCCUUUUCGCAGUUCAUUCAGACCUUUGGGAUCUCUUUUAGCACUAUAAACACUGAAUUACACUGUUAAUUUUAUAUACAGUCGGAGGGAAACGGAAGCAAUGCAGUCAGCAGCAAAAAAAAAACAUGCCUUGUCAGCAAGAGAGGUCAGACGACAAUGGCCAGAAAUGUUUUUUAAAAUGAACAGGAAGGACAGGGAUAAGUGCAACAUAGUGUCCCAGCAGAGUGCAGAAGGGCAUAACUUGUUUAAUCUUGGCUUGACUUUAAUUUGCGCUGUUGAUGGUAGUGUCAGAGUUGACAUUAAAAAAAGCUUCUAUCCCGUGUUGAGUCAAAGGUAGAGUAUUGCAGUGUAAUGGUGAGUGUUUUCUUGGCUUAGGAUAGGGUCUGUUAAUAUCACUGGAAUGCCACGGUGUACAGGGCAUUGUUACACUCCAGGUGUGUCGCUUCAUGGCUGUGUGACAGAGCGCUCAUCAUCUCAAGGCGGACCGGUAACAUGACAGAGACUUGUGUUUAUUCUGGCUGCCUGCACUCGACUCAAUAGAGCACCUAUGGGGACGAGGUGGAACAGGAUAACCACAGCACAAGCACAUCGCAGCUUCCAAAAAAAAAUAAAAAACCCAUGCAGGAAUUGAUCGACUUUAUCGAACCAGCUUGGAGCACCUUGAUGAAUUCAUGCCUCUAAGAAUACAAUGUGCCAGGGGUGGGGAAGCAGAUGUUAAAAAUACUGAAGUGGCCACAGUGUAUACACAUACACGGUUGUGAAUGUAGCAGCAGAAAAGUCACACAAAGACACUUGUAAACUUCUGGAAGUGUAACUGUGCACCUAAGUGUGGAUCAAUGUCACAGUAGUUCAAAACAAUGUCAUCAGAGGUCAAACUGGUCUCUAAAUCAGUCCAGAGGGGAAGGGGGGGGGGGGGGGGGGGUGUUGAAAAGUGCUCGCGUGUGUGUGUGUGUGUGUGUGUUUGUUUUCAUAUUUAUCUGACUAAAAAAGGGCACUCAACAAUAUCCCAAGACUAUUCCAAUUUUACUAAUCACAUUAGACUGGAGCAAAAAAAUAAAAAUAAAACAGAACCGUUACUGUAAAUAACGUUUAACUUGAAGGUUGACUCUGAUUGGCCGGAAUCUGAUGAUGUCAGAGGGAAAGUCCAGAUGAGGUCGAAAGAAAACAAAGGGCCAUACCUCUGAAGGCUUUGGGUUGAAAAUAACAAACAUUCAAAAAUUGAUAUUGAGUUUUUGUUUAUGAUUUUCUACUCUGUAACUAUAACUAAUGUUGCCUACUUGUACCUACCUGCUGCCGUGCUACAGUUUAAUCCACAACGAUGUUUUCUGUUUUUAAUGUUUAUUUUGCGCCGAGCUUCUCAGUCAGACUGCUGUUUGUUUAAUUAAAUGCCAAAACGUAGCUUUAUCAUCCAACAACAAAAACAUUAUCAACGUGUGGAAAUUGUAGUAGUGUAGGAUGCAUUGUGUAUACUUCAUGAAUUUCAAUAUAAAGAAAUCAACACAA